Daphnia carinata is the source of this 879-nucleotide messenger RNA. RefSeq lists its product as uncharacterized. The record is from RefSeq and is a predicted model, not a curated record. The coding region runs from base 40 to 699 and encodes 219 amino acids. The transcript has 2 exons. NCBI's taxonomy places the organism in Eukaryota, Metazoa, Arthropoda, Branchiopoda, Diplostraca, Daphniidae.
CAACUAUCUUCAGCUUCCAACACUCUCACACGCUUCAAAAUGAAAUUCACUAUUAUUUUGGCUUGCCUGUUGGUCCUGAUUGUUGCGACUGAGGUAAAAUCAGAAUCGCAAAAAGGCGUGCAACUCUCACCUGAUCAAGACGUCGCUGAAUUUCAUCGCGGAGGCUUUUAUGGCGGAUAUCGGGGCUACUGGCGCGGACGUCGCUCAGCUGAACGAAAACCACAAAACGGAGUCAAAGAUGAUGCUGACGUCGAUCGGGAGGUAAAGGAUGAAGUUGAAGUCGAUCAGGAGGCAAAGGAUGAAUUCGAAAUCGACCGAGAAACAAAAGAUGAAGUUGGAGCCGAUCAGGAGGCAAAGGAUGAGGUUGGAAUCGAUCAGGACGCAAAGGAUGAAGUUGGAAUUGACCAGGAAGCAAAUGAUGAAGUUGAAGUCGACGAAGAGGUGAACGAAUAUCACCGUGGCCGUCGCUCAGCUGAAGAGCUCAAAAACCUACGUGUUGAUGCUGAAAUCGCUGCUGAUCAGGAAGCCAACGAGUUUCGUCGUGCCUACUAUGGCGGAUAUCACGGACAUUGGCGCGGUCGCCGAUCCGCUGAGGAAAUGAACGCGGCCAUGAACGUUCCAGUUUAUUCUGAUCAGGAUGCAAGCGAAUGGUACGCUCGCCGCUAUUACGAACGUCCCUAUACUUAUCGAGGCUAUUAGGUGGAUGCCACACUGGUAAAACUUUCGUUAUUCGUAGAAAUCCCUACGCUUGUUGAUUGUUCUAAUUAGACGUGGCAUGUAGAAACUGACACAUCAGGCCCUAAAUUUGACUUUGCAAAACGCUCUUACAACUACUUCAUUUUCGAAUAAACAUUUGAAUAAACGCUCCAUUUUGUUCUA